ACUGAUUGUGUUUGAGUAAGUAACGGCUCAGCUGACGGGACGGUGUCUCCUCGAGCAUGUGUUUAAUGAGGACAGAGCCGAGCAGACCUGACCAAGACACUCGCCAUGACUACGCCGUUUUCUCCUCCGCUUUACAUGCAGCGAUACCAGUUUGUUAUCGACUAUGUGAAAACUUACCGACCUAAAAAGGUCAUCGAUUUCGGAUGCGCAGAAUGUUGCUUACUAAAAAAGCUUAAGUUUCACCGCAACGGUAUACAGUUACUCGUGGGAGUUGAUAUCAACAGCGUCGUCCUCCUGAAGAGAAUGCACACAUUGGCUCCACUUAUAAGUGAUUAUCUACAGCCAAGUGAUGGGCCUUUGACCAUUGAGUUGUAUCAAGGCUCUGUCACAGAAAGGGAGCCCUGCACCAGAGGAUUUGAUCUUGUGACGUGUGUGGAGUUAAUCGAACACCUGGAGCUUGUGGAGGUGGCAAGCUUUUCUGAGGUGGUGUUUGGCUACAUGUCACCAGGUGCCGUGAUAGUAAGCACACCAAACGCAGAGUUCAACCCACUGCUGCCGGGCCUGAGAGGCUUCAGGAACUAUGACCACAAGUUCGAAUGGACCAGAGCAGAGUUUGAAAGUUGGGCUCACAAGGUGUGUAGAGACUAUGGCUACUCCGUGCAUUUCACGGGAGUUGGAGAAGCUGUUGGCCACUGGAGAGAAGUGGGAUUCUGCACCCAGAUUGCCGUGUUCCAGAGGAAUUUCCAUGAUUCCAUGAGCAAUGCUGAACGCUUGGAACCCUCAGUCUAUAGACUGAUGUACAAAGUAGUGUAUCCGAGCCUAAGUGAUAACAACAUCUACCAGAGAACUUUAGUUAAUGAAGUCUUGUAUGAGGCACAACACCUGAGACAGGAAUGGCUCAGCAGAAUGGACUCCAGCAAUAAUGCACACUUCUGUGCUCCUCCAUUAAUGCACUUAUUCCAGCAUGGGGCUGAAGGAGGUACACCUGACUGGCAGCCUGUCUACCAGCAAGGUGGCACAAUUUGUGUUCCUUUGGCAUGUGUGUGGUCCAGUCCCAGAGUGAGAGUGCUUUGUGGGAGCGUGCAGCGUCUCCGGGAGGAACUGCUGGAGGAUGAGCGAGUGAGGAUGAGCGCUGAUGGAACGGUGCUAAACCUGCCUGCUGCUGAUGCUGAGGAGGCAGAGGAGAAGGAGGAGGUGGAGGAAGAGGAAGAUGUGAAAGCAGUAUCAGUUGUAGCAAACAGUGUGGAGGAGGACUGGGAUAGGGAGCUUGGGUGUUAUGGAAAUAUAUAACAGAUUCAGAAAGCUUUGUAACCACAAUAAAAGAAAGAAAGCUGCACUUAAGAUGUUUUUCAUUUUUGACUGUAAGUGUAGAAUCAUCAUUAUGACAUAUUUCAAUUAAAUGGCCAAAUCUGUGAUCGAUGAAGAAGACAAUCAUUAAACAUGCCAUUAAUAAAAAUGCAAAUAUGUGACACCA
Carassius carassius (crucian carp) is the source of this 1474-nucleotide messenger RNA. It is a transcript of the gene henmt1, whose product is annotated as HEN methyltransferase 1. The record is from RefSeq and is a predicted model, not a curated record. The coding region runs from base 106 to 1290 and encodes 394 amino acids. Gene Ontology annotation, molecular function: S-adenosylmethionine-dependent methyltransferase activity; RNA methyltransferase activity; O-methyltransferase activity. Gene Ontology annotation, cellular component: nucleus; cytoplasm. The transcript has 6 exons. Gene Ontology annotation, biological process: siRNA processing; piRNA processing; RNA methylation. NCBI's taxonomy places the organism in Eukaryota, Metazoa, Chordata, Actinopteri, Cypriniformes, Cyprinidae.